Truncatella angustata is the source of this 1821-nucleotide messenger RNA. RefSeq lists its product as uncharacterized. The record is from RefSeq and is a predicted model, not a curated record. The transcript has 3 exons. The coding region runs from base 375 to 1562 and encodes 395 amino acids. NCBI's taxonomy places the organism in Eukaryota, Fungi, Ascomycota, Sordariomycetes, Amphisphaeriales, Sporocadaceae.
CUGCCAAGGGGCCCUGUCAUCUCUAGCAUCAGACGUCAGUCUGAAUCACCCGCAAGCGGUUGGGGUUUCUCUAGGUGAGUGAGCGGGUCAAUCGUUGCGGCAAGAAGUUGCUACGAUGCCUGAUACUGUCGCUUAGCCGAGUAUAUAGACGUGUGAUGUGCCCGCAAUACAUGUGCAUGUUUCUUUCCUUCCUCAUCCAGCAUCACUGUCUUUCAUUCAUCAUUCCAUUCUUUACUGUUCUGUGAACAUUUCUAUUACAACUAUACGCUCUUUUUAAGCGCAUUAUUACGAAUCAUCUCCCAUCUUUAGGCCGGGCCUCUUUUGGAAGUUAUUGAUAUUAUAUAAACAAUCGUUUCAUCGCAAAAUCACUCAAGAUGAAGUACGAAACAAGCACAGUUUUGCUGGCUCUUUUGAGCGUGGCUGCUGCUCGCCCUGAUGCCGUUAGAUCAGGCUCUGCCAUCGUUGUUCGUCGGCCACCGCACGCAGGAAGAGUUACCAAGUUCCGUCGAGAGGUUCCUCAGGAGCACUCUCACGAACCUAUCCUUCAAGCAGUAAAUACUGCUCUGAAGUUGGACAACCCCGAGAACAUCCAAGAUGCUGUGUUCUCGCUGCUUGGUAACGCCGCUGCCAUCAAAGGUGCCGGAACCGUGACCAACACGGAUUGUCUCCAACAGCACGUUGCAGACCAGGCCUUUACCAACGCUAAGGCGGCCGGUGAUGUCGACGCGCAGGCCAAUGCUCUGCUGUUCCGUGCCCUCGAGCGCAACACCGGCUCUGUUGGACUGGCAUCUGUCAUCUGCAACGAAACAGCCACCAACCCUGAGGUUGCUGCCAUCACACAGCACCAGGAUCCCGCCUCUGACAACGCCGCUGCCGUUAACAAGCAGAUCGUCCUCGACCUGGCAGUUCAGCUGGCUGCUAUCGGUGCUGAUCCCCAGCUUGCUCUCCAAUCUGGUACCUUCGCGCCUGGCACUAUCGGUGACCCGACUGGUAAGGGUAACGCUUGCGACGACAUUGUUGACGUCGGCUGCAUUGUGGAACAAAACCUUCUUGUAGAGGACGCCACUGCUGCUGAGAUAGAUGCUGCGGUUACCGCAGGUGGCGCUACCGUCGACAACGGCGCCGCCGCAGGUAAUGGAACCGCCGGGAAUUCAAGCGAUGCCGACAACUCCGCCGAUGAUAGCUGCGAUGACUCUGCUGACGACUCUGCCGGUGAUGCCGCCACUGCCACCGCUUCUGCAACCAGCGCCGCUGCUACUUCAACCGCGACGGGCACCGCCACUGCUGCUGGUGUCGACGUCAACGCCUUUACUGGCUCUGUCGGCUCUCCUCCCAUUCCCGUCAUCUCUUCCGCUGCCGAGCGUCCCUUCAGCGUCAAUGGUGAUACUUUCCUGAACAUUGGUGCCGCCGUACAGCGUGCCUGCGAUGUCCAGAAGAACAAGUGCGCGAACGCCGCCAACUCCGGUGAGGGUGGUUCCGUUAGCGACUGUGACGCCCAGCAACAGGAGUGCACCGCAGCAAACUCCAAGAAGCGCCGUGCUCGGGCUUUCCCCCGAUUCUGAGUUAUGAACAAGCCGACUUCUAGGACGAACGCGUGACUGGGGAUAGAAACAAUGUACGACAUAUGUACUUGACGGCUAUAAGAUAGGAUUUACACCGGCUUCAGUUCUUGGAUCGCAAUUUCAAAAUCCUUCAGCCAUAUUACGAAUCAAUGAAUUUUAUAUGAACCUAUUCUUUAGCAGCGAUAUGUGUGGAUAGUUCUUGUUAUUUCGUGACCCAACUUAUAAGUUGAAGUUCACCUACAGGGAUGUGAAUUGUUAG